Pelagomonas calceolata is the source of this 1311-nucleotide messenger RNA. Lineage: Eukaryota; Pelagophyceae; Pelagomonadales; Pelagomonadaceae. The record is from the annotation of a GenBank genome assembly.
GUCUUGGACGAGUAGCGCCGCUUGGCAGCUCUCAACGACGCUCGGACGAAGGGCAGCACGCACGGACACGCGCGCCACACGUCGUCGUACAGGCGCCUCGCCCAAGCAAACUGCUCCACGGACGACGAGCAGAGUAGCACCAGCAACCAUGCCCCGGAAGCCCGAGGCCACGAUCACCGUCGCCGGGUUGGCCGACGACAGCGCCUACACGAAGGCCUGCAUCGUGGCCCAGGAGCUCGCGGACGCGCUCGGCAACCAUGCCGUCGAGUGCCAAUAUUUUAUGGAACAACAAUGGGACGACUACCUGCGGGUCAAACAGGCGAAAGUUAGGGGACGGUGCAUCUCGCAUAAAACGUCUCCGCUGGUUCUAGUGAAUGAAAGGGGCAGAGACCACUACGUCGGCAGCGAUCGGGACCUGGACAAGCUCUUUCAGGCGGAGCUAGGACGGCCACCUUCUCCAGUGGACAUGGCGGCCGUGGACAAGACGACUUUAGAUCGAUACCUGAAGAUCCUGUCGAAGAGCGGCAACCCGUACGUGUACCUCGAUGUCCAGUUCGCGGCCGACAGAGAAAAUACCAAACCGAGGAAAGUAGUUAUUGAGUUAUUUUCGGAGAUAUGCCCGAAGUCGUGUGCCCAUUUUCGCGCGCUAUGUACGGGACAAUUGGGUUCGGUGGAACACGAGGGCGAGGAGGUCAAAUUCUGUGUGGAAAUCAAUCAGUGCGUCGGGCGCACCCAACAAUUCUUCACUAAGUCAUUUCUCGGCGAUGACGUGGCCGCGCUGGCUCGGUCGAGCGGCGAGGAACCGGCAUCGCCACGCCAUCGAGCAAGCGCCGCGUCGAGGACGACGCGAUGAUUCAGCACGAACGUGCCGAAAAAUUUUGAUUUCCACACAGGUCAAAUUGCACUACCGAGGCUGCCCCUUCCACCGCGUCGUGCCGAACGGCUUCGUCUGCACGGGCGAUGUGGUGUCGGGUAACGGCCUGGGCAACGCCGGCGAACCUUUAGCGGACGAGCACUUCGGGUUUCCCCUCGACGUCCCGGGCACGGUCGGCUUUGCGCGCGGCGACGCGCCGCACACGAACCACCAGCAGUUCUUUAUUACAUUGAGCGACCAGAGCUGGCUCCAGACCAAGGCCGUGGCCUUCGGGCGCGUCGUCAAGGGCCUCGACGCGAUCCGCCAGAUCGGCGCGUUACCUCUCAAAGGCGAGCGGCCCGUCGAGAACGUCAUCAUCGCGAACUGCAACGUCGUGAAUCUGGUCGACGGCUUCGGGCUCGGGCACGGCGGGGGGAUGUAAGUUAGCUUUGCCAAAA